Ostreococcus tauri is the source of this 1239-nucleotide messenger RNA. RefSeq names its product Rubisco LS methyltransferase, substrate-binding domain. The transcript has a single exon. NCBI's taxonomy places the organism in Eukaryota, Viridiplantae, Chlorophyta, Mamiellophyceae, Mamiellales, Bathycoccaceae. Gene Ontology annotation, biological process: peptidyl-lysine monomethylation. The record is from RefSeq and is a predicted model, not a curated record. The coding region runs from base 1 to 1239 and encodes 412 amino acids. Gene Ontology annotation, molecular function: protein-lysine N-methyltransferase activity.
AUGCAUUGGUUGAGCUGCGCGUGUAAAGACGACGGAAUUGCGUCGCGCGUGCGCGUAAACGGCGCGUGCGCGGUGACGAAGGCGCGAGGGAUUGAAGCCGUGCGUCCGCUUGCGCCUGGUGAGGUGAUAUUUUCGAUUCCGUACUCGCUGGUGAUGGAAACGAGGUUGGCGUCGGAUGCGAGCGAGGCUGACGGUCGAGGCGAAGCGUGGUCGAGCGCGAUGGCGAUGGAUAUUCUCGAGCUCAAGCGUGAUUGUGACGGUGCUGGGGCGAGUCGACGACGAUGGUUGGAAGAACUUCCGUGUCCGGCGCCGAGCACGCCGGCGAUGGACUUUAAUGAGGAGGAAUUGGCGAUGAUUGAAGACGAGCGCGUGCGAGCCGAAGCGAUUCGCGUUCGCACGGCGCACGAACGGGAUGUCGUCACAUACGCCGAUAGGUUGGCGCACAUCGGCGCAAGUGCGGAUGAUUUUAGGGAAGCUCGCAACGUCGUGCACUCGCGAGUCUUCGCGCGAAGAGAUGGGGAUUGCGUGUCAAAAUUGCUCGUACCGGGAGUCGACAUGGUGAAUCAUUCGUCGACGCUCGCGAACGCCAUCGUGCGCGUGGUGACGAGUCCCGAGAACUGCCAAGGUCGUGCGGCGACGGAAGAAAUCGCCGAUGUGUCGUCGAGCUCAUCUGCCGCGUGCGAUGUCGUUACAGAGGACAAGUAUUUCCAGCUCGUCGUCGAUCCAGACGGAGAAACGAUUGACUGCGGCGACGAAGUGCUCAUUUCAUACGGUGCCUUCCCGAACGAUCCUUUCUUAAUGUACUUUGGUUUCGUGCCCGAUGACAAUCCAAACGAUACGGUGAUACUAUUCGACGACGUCGACGAGCUGUUCGAAUUCAUCGAACGUGACGAGACGUUGGCGGCGAAGGCACUUCGCAUGGACGACGACGCGAAAUCUCGAGCUCGAGCGGUGAGCCCAUCCGCACUGUCGUGCACAAUCGACGCUGUGGAUGGCGCAUUAAUCCAAAUCUGUGACGGCAUUAUUCAAAUACCAUGGCUCGACGUCGUACGCGCGCGUUGCCGGAAUAUAUUAACCGGCGGCCGAUUUUCCACCAAAAUCGCCGAAGACGUCGCGCUCGCGCGCUCAAACACACUCUCCCCGAACGCCGCGCUCGCGCUGGCGUUCCGAUUGCACAAAAAAGCCAUCUUAAUCGCCCCGCUCGGGCAAUCUCUGGCGCAAUACGAACCAACCGCGUAG